Messenger RNA from Chanos chanos (milkfish), 1066 nucleotides. It is a transcript of the gene prkab2, whose product is annotated as protein kinase, AMP-activated, beta 2 non-catalytic subunit. The coding region runs from base 78 to 881 and encodes 267 amino acids. Gene Ontology annotation, biological process: signal transduction. The transcript has 8 exons. The record is from RefSeq and is a predicted model, not a curated record. Gene Ontology annotation, molecular function: protein kinase binding. NCBI's taxonomy places the organism in Eukaryota, Metazoa, Chordata, Actinopteri, Gonorynchiformes, Chanidae. Gene Ontology annotation, cellular component: cytoplasm; nucleus; nucleotide-activated protein kinase complex.
UUUUGGAGGACCGUGGCUCGUUGUCUCUCAUUGCUUAGCCCGAAAUAAUUCUAAAAUUAAGAUCCAAGGGAGAAGUCAUGGGCAAUACUAGUGACAGAGUGUCUGGUGACCGCCAUGGGGCGAAAACCCAUCGUUCCGACAGUGGUGGGAGCCAUAAAGACCAUGAACCAAGCAAAAUGGUAGACAGUACAGAUGACCCCAAUGUCUUCAACACCCAUGGUCCAGAGUCAAAGGCUCCAGGCGAGAAGGACUUCACUCCAGACCUGGAGGACAUGGUGAAGACAGGGUCUCAGGCGAGGCCCACUGUGAUCCGCUGGGCAGGGGGUGGGAAGGAGGUCUACAUCUCUGGCUCUUUUAACAACUGGAGCUCCAAGAUCCCUCUCAACAAGAGCCACAAUGAGUUUGUUGCUAUCUUGGAUUUGCCUGAGGGAGAACACCAGUAUAAGUUCUUUGUUGAUGGUCAGUGGGUUCAUGACCCUUCGGAGCCCGUGGUAACCAGCCAGAUGGGCACCAUCAACAACCUGAUCGAGGUAAAGAAGUCUGACUUUGAGGUGUUUGAUGCCCUGCAGGUGGACUCUCUGGAGUGCUCUGAUACUUCAGAUUUGUCCAGCUCGCCUCCGGGUCCAUAUGGACAAGAGGUCUACAUGUUUAGACCAGAGGAACGCUUUAAAGCCCCUCCUAUCCUUCCUCCUCACCUCCUACAAGUCAUUCUGAACAAAGACACAAACGUAUCUUGUGACCCUGCUCUGCUGCCUGAACCCAACCAUGUAAUGCUCAACCAUCUUUACGCACUGUCAAUAAAGGAUGGGGUCAUGGUUCUUAGUGCCACUCACAGAUAUAAGAAGAAAUAUGUCACUUCUCUGCUGUACAAGCCCAUCUAAGCUUCUGAGUCAUCUGGGCAGCAUGUUUGUACUGUAUUGUUUUUGAGUUGUCACAAAUAGCUGAGAUUGCACUAAAAGUCAGUUUACAGUGGUUCUGCAGGCUGAAUCUCAUACAGUGAUGGUCUUUGGGUGAGUGUGCUCCUUUGACACAAUAAUGAUUUUAUUUUUCAAGCUAUAAAGACUAU